CAACAGCUGCUCCUUCUUCUUCUCUUUCCCAUCCUCACUUUCCGGUGACCGGAGUUCCUUCCUGGAUCCAAGACUGCAUUUGUGAUGCCUGAAAGGAUUUUGCAUUCAUUGCACAAUAACGUUUACUAUUGUAUUGGUCAACAUGGCUGCCGCUACUACAGUGCCGGAAUUCCUUGAAGCGCUUAAACGCGCGACAGCAAUCAGCGCGAGAGAGGAGAGCGAGGAGGAACCAUACAAGUUUCAUUAUGAAGCUGCGGAUGUGCUAAGAGAAGCUCUCGGAGAGCCCCUGCUGCUCGCGGCAUCGAACCAACCAGAAGGCGCGCCCAGCGCGGAAGCGCCUGCUGUCAGCGCUCCUGCUCCCGCGGCUGCCGAAUCUUCUGCAUCGGACUCAGCUGCCGCCGCAGCGGAGCCCGAUGGCGAAGCAAGCUCGGCGCCACCAGCCGUCGAUGCCGGGACGCCCUCGCCUGCAGCGCCCUCCACAUCUGGGCGGCCCCCCUCGCCCCAGGAGCUGGCGGCAGCUGCCGCCCGCAUCCGCUGCGGCCUGAUCCUGCUGGACACGGACCUGCUGUCGGAUGGCGAGGCGUACGUGCGCGCGGGGCUGGGGGUGCUGGAGGCGGCCCCCGGCGGCGCAGAGGCCUACCUGGCGUGGCUGCUGGAGGCGUACAACUCGCUGGGGGCGCUGUACAGCAACCGCGGCUCCUACGCCACGGCACUGGAGUGGCUGCAGAAGGCGGAGGCGCUCUACCAGCGCGUCACAGCCACCGGCACCCGCCUGGCGCACCUCAACCUGCCCAUCGCCGGGGCGCCCAGGAAGCAGCACCCGCAGCCGGAGCAGCAGCCGGAGCAGCAGCCGGAGCAGCAGGUGGAGCAGCAGGCGGAGCAACGGGCGGAGGAGCAGGCGGAGCCCGUGGCCGCAGCGACGGACGACAAGCCGGAGCAAGAGGCCGCGGCAGCGGGCGAUGCCGAGGCCGCAGCUGAUGGAGCUGAUCCGGCUGCAGGGGCUGCAGGGGGAGCAGGGGCUGCGGAGGCGGCGCCGGCAGCUGCUGCGAAAGCGGGCGGGGCGUCUGGGGAGGGUGGUGGCGAGGGGCUGGUGGAGUUGCCGGGGUGUGACAGCGACAAGGUGCAGGAGCACUACACCAGCACCCUGUACUUCAUGGCGCAGGUGUACGGCAACCAAAAGCUGGCCGACCGCUCCGCGCUGUACUGCGCCGCCACCCUGUACCGCCAGCUGGCUGGAGGCAAGUACGACCUGGACACGUGGGUGAACAACUGCCUGCAGCUGGGCGGCUACUACGCCAAGGUCAACGCAUUCGGACUGGCGCUGUACUGCCACGCGGCGGCGCAGGCGGUGGUGGACCGCGACACGGCUGCGGGGGCGGAGCUGGGGGAAGACAUCGCAGCCAACAUCAAGCUGGCCACGGCGCGUGUGUACAACAUGCGUCUGGCAGUCAGCCACUCGCGCACCGUGGAGAGCAAGCAGCCCGAGCUGCACUACCCGGACGUGUCGCACUUCCCAGACUACCUCAGGUUCCCCGGCCUGGCGGUGCCCUCGCCCGACUCCUUCCCCUGGGGCGCCUCGGCGCUGGUCACCACAUUCGAGGCGGCGCGCGAGCUGCUCAACACAGGCAUGCCGUUCUUCAAGGCGGCGCUGGCCUACUACCAGCUGGACGGCUGGGUGACGGACCACGUGGGCAUCCUCAUGGACAUGAGCAACAUGUACAGGUGCCUGGCCGGCUUCGAGGCCGACCCCGGCCGCGCCGCCGCCAUGCACCGCUGCCGCGCGCAGCUGCUGGAGCCGCUGUCGGGCGGCCUCAACCCCGACCACUACCCGGGGCUCAGCCGCUCCAUAGACCUGGAGCUGGCGCACAUCUACCGCGAGGUCAGCGACGUGAGGGAGCUGCAGGCGCAGAGCAGCGCAGCGGCCGCUGCCGCGGCGGCGGCUGGGGCGGGUGGUGGUGGUGGCGGCAAGUCGGAUGCCAAGGUGGCCGCCGCCGCCACCUCCGCCGCCAAGUACUACCAACGCUUCCUGUCCUCCUUCCUCAGCCCCGCCACCGGCCAGCUGCCGGACCGCGUGGACUCCGACAACGAGCCCUACUUCCUCAUGGCCUCAUUCGGGCUGGGCCGCAUGAUGCACAAGAUGAGGGCGCCGCCAGCAGCGGCAGCGGCAGGGGCAGGAGCAGCGGCAGGAGCAGCAGGAGCAGGGGCUGAGGGCGGCAAGGCGGGCGCGGACGCGAACUACUCGGCCCUGGUGAUGGCGGCGCACAAGCACCUGCAGUGGACCACCGAGUACGUGAAGCGCCACAAGCUGGAGGACUGGACGCGGGAGGCGCAGGCGGCGGAGGAGCUGAGCGAGCUGCUUGUGGAGCAGAUGCGGCUGAGGGCCAUGGCGGCGGCGCAGGCGGCCAACAGGAAGGGCAAGUGAGGCGGCGGCGUGAGGGCGUGGGUCGUCUGUGCGUGUGUGUGUGUGUGUGUGUAUGUGUGUGUGUGUGUGUGUGUGUGUGUGUGUGUGUGUGUGUGUGUGUGUUUUGAUGCAGAGCGAGACUGUUAUGCGCUGCCGCGCGGCUUAGGCAGGCCUCUGCAUGGUGUGGCCUACCUGUUGCAUGGACGGCAUCGCCUCGUUGCACUUGGCAAUGGCGAUGGCCCAGACUUGCUAACGAAUGUAGGGUCAAAGUUUGGAACGCCCCACACUUCAUUGGCGGUGACCGUGAUUGGCCCAUGCAUGGAUUGCUUUGUUCAUUCAUUCAUGCCGCCAGGGGUUGCGGCGCGGACGGUCUUGAUGUUGAGUGUCUGGGUAGGCGGAUGUAAGCGGACCGUUGCGCGGAGGGCCCAAUGCCAACGGUUUUGUGCGGGUUUGUGCGUCGACAGGCGUUACGGCGUCGUGACCCAGCCGAUGAGCCACGUGCGACGUCAAGAUGCGACGGGCGCUGUGAUUGGGAGCGAGGCUCAAAGAGAGUGGCUGGGACGUGGGACGCGGCAUUGUGACCAUGGCGGCAUGUCAAUCCUGUCAAUGUUGCAAUUAUA
Chlamydomonas reinhardtii is the source of this 3021-nucleotide messenger RNA. RefSeq lists its product as uncharacterized. The transcript has 12 exons. Gene Ontology annotation, molecular function: protein binding. Lineage: Eukaryota; Viridiplantae; Chlorophyta; Chlorophyceae; Chlamydomonadales; Chlamydomonadaceae. The record is from RefSeq and is a predicted model, not a curated record. The coding region runs from base 143 to 2422 and encodes 759 amino acids.